Oldenlandia corymbosa var. corymbosa is the source of this 3330-nucleotide messenger RNA. The record is from the annotation of a GenBank genome assembly. NCBI's taxonomy places the organism in Eukaryota, Viridiplantae, Streptophyta, Magnoliopsida, Gentianales, Rubiaceae.
CAAGAACUCAUCUUCUUCCACACAUAAACAGACGCAGAGUAGAGAGCCAAAUGAAGCUCUCAGAAAAAAUCAUGUCUUGAGAGUCUUGGAGCUUCUUCGAGCUUCAUGCAGUAUUCAAAGAGCUUCAUUUUUCAUGAACCAUCUAAAGAAAUGGCCUCUAGACCUCUGAUUCAGUUCCCAGCAUUCGCCCCAACUCCAAUUCUCCCGCCUCACCACCGUCCCGCCACCGAAGUCCGCUUCUCACGGUGGAACAACGCCAACGCCGAGAAAUUCAAUCAAAAAAGAAGAACCCAGAAGGAAAUUGAAGACCAGCUUCGUUUCAAGAAACGCUAUGAUUCUGCCCUUAGCAUUGCCCAAAGUUAUAGUCCCGCCCCUCCUACUCCAACCUUCAAGUCCACCGGCACCCCUUCCUCCCCUUCCAAGCCUUCAAUUCCCGGUAAAAAAUCAAAAUAUUCGAAAAACCCAGAAAAUUCUGUUGACGUUCAUCCUGCGUUUAAGCCCCUUUUGAAACAAAGAAGAUUCAAAAUGAGAAGACCCACUGGAACUUCAUUAAAGGAAGAUGAAGGAAAAGAGAGUGAAAUUGAAGAAGAGUAUACGGCUAAUGUUAAAGUUGAUGAGAAUGGACUGGCGUAUGAAUUCCCUGACGCCCCAUUUGUGUAUCAGUACAGUUAUACUGAGACGCCAAAGGUGAAGCCGGUUGGGAUUAGGGAGCCGCUUGUGGCGCCAUUUGAGCCUCCGACCAUGGGAAGGCCGUGGACUGGACGGAAGCCUCUGCCACCCAGUAAAAAGAAGCUGCCAGAAUUUGAUUCUUUUAAGCUUCCGCCGCCGAAUAAGAAGGGCGUGAAGACUGUGCAGCCCCCCGGCCCAUACUUGCCUGGAUCAGGACCAAAGUAUGUUAGGUCCAGAGAGGAAGUAUUGGGGGAGCCAUUAACUAAAGAGGAGGUCAAAGAGCUUGUGGAAAGCUGCAGGAAGUGGAAGCGCCAAUUGAAUAUGGGAAGAGAUGGUUUCACGCACAACAUGUUGGAAAAUAUACAUGCUCAUUGGAAGCGACGAAGAGUGUGCAAGAUAAAAUGCUUGGGAGUGUGCACUGUAGACAUGGACAAUGUUCGCAAACAGUUAGAGGAUAAAACCGGGGGACAAGUCAUAUACAGCAGAGGGGGAGUAAUAUACCUGUUCCGUGGUAGAAAUUAUAAUUACAAACAUCGACCACGAUUUCCUCUCAUGUUGUGGAAACCUGUUACUCCUGUGUAUCCGAGGUUGAUAAAACAAGUCCCAGAUGGUUUGACUUUAGAAGAAGCAACCCAAAUGCGUAAAAAAGGUCGCAAUCUGGCACCAAUCUGUAAACUCGGUAAAAAUGGUGUUUAUUGUGAUCUCGUUAAGAAUGUUAGAGAGGCAUUUGAAGCCUGUGAAUUAGUAAGAAUCAAUUGUCAAGGUCUCAAUGCGAGCGACUAUCGUAAAAUAGGUGCAAAAUUAAAGGAUCUUGUUCCAUGUGUUCUAAUAUCAUUCGAGAAUGAACACAUUCUCAUGUGGAGAGGACAAGAUUGGAAGUCCUCCUUGGCAGAGACAAAAAAUGAUGUGGACAGAGUUGAGGAACUCGAAGCUAAUACUGCAAACAGCAUUGGGCCAAUUGUAGAAUCCCAAACAGGGCUCGUGACAGCUUCUGCUUCAAAUGCCAUGGUUCCAAUGGCAUUGAAGACCAGCACUGAAGAAAUCAGCCAAAAUCUUGAUAUUUUGAGUCUUGAAGAUGUGGAAACAGAUGGGAAUAGUGUUCGUGGGGAAGAGUUGGAUGGUGAUCUCGCCACUUCAGUAGAUUCUACGACACAUUCAGCAGAAUUUGAGAUUGAUGGGAGUCAAAAGUCGCAAUUGCAAGUCAGGGAACUUCAAACUGAUGCUGCAGCCUCUGUUGAAGGCGAAAUCGAGUUUUCGAUGGCCUCAGCUUCAACUAUUACAGCCCCAACAGAGACAAUUUCUGAAGAUAUCGACAGAAACAGUGAUUAUUUAAGUGUCAAAAAUGUGGAACCAGAAGGAAGCAGGGAUCACAAGAGAGAGAUGGUUGAUGAGGCUAUGGCUUCAGUCGAUUCUGGGAUACUUUCUCAAUGUGAUUCAGACUCUUUGACAGAUUUUAAGGGGAACAAUGAAGUAUCUGAGGUUUCAAACACUUAUCCAAACGACACCACUCUCUUUCCUCCAGGAUCUGAAAGCAUGGGUGGAAGCAAUAUUAGGGAUGAUGACCAUUCAGAACCUCUGGCUAUUGCUCCUUUGACUUCCAAUAAUUUUGAAGAUGCAUCUGAAGACAAAAUGUCUAUUGGUAAACUUUCAAAACCAAUGGCCCCUGUGUUAGAAGGGGUCCAUCUUCUUCUCAAGAUGGCUGUUGAAAAUGGCAGUGCUAUAUUGUUGGAUGAUUCGAAUUUGGAUGCCGAUUUGGUUCAUGAAAAAGCUGUUACUCUUGCCAAGUCUGCUCCACCAGGGCCUGUUUUUCAGCAUCGACUUAAGAAGGUAGAGGUUCAAGGAUGUGAUGAGCAACCAAAUGACGAUUUCACAAUGCAAAAAGCUGCCAAAGCAUCAGAACAUAGAGUUACGGUUUCAAACAAGCGAGGUACAGGGAAGAAGAAUUCCAAGAAACAAACCACUAAGGACAUUCGGUCUGAUUAUCUAAAUGUUGCGCCGCAGGGUACCCUAAGAGUAGAUGAACUGGCUAAAUUGUUAGGUUAGUGUAAGUGUUUACUAUUUGCUUCGUCUAUCCUUCACUUUUCUUCUCUUCUUAUCAAUUAAAAGGGCUGUAGGCUCGAUGGCUGGAAAUUAAGGAUGGAGUAGCCAAGUAGGAAUUCGGUAGAGGGUAAUGGAAUGAGUUUCGGUAAAAUAGUGCGCUUUUAUCUUACAACUGUAUAAAAGCAUUGUCCACGAAUUUUGUAGUCUCUUUCCUGAUUGAUAAUACAUCUUUAAUUAAUGGAAAAGGAAGAUUUUUCUCUUUAUUGAUUUAACUGAGGCCAAAGGCCUUGGAUCUUCAUUGUACACAUUAAAAACCUUGCAAGAAAGUUUUAUUAAUGGAAGUAUCCGGUGUCGCAGAACCAACAUGCGUGUUUUUGCAGGUCCAUUAUCAGCUACUGUGUUGCCGGCCUUCUGCAGAUGCUGCAAAACAGUUUCCCUGUCUUUGUUCCGAAAGAGAUAAGAAGCUUUUCACUCUUGCAUUGAUGAUAUCGUUAACAUGUUUUUCUUUUCUGAAUCACUAGGAAAACUAAUGGGAGUAAGAGGCACAGAACAGAUUUCUGAGUUGGAACUGUGUUAAAAAGAUUUUAAUGUCAGGUUUGGGGAGUUUUUUUUUUUUUUUUU